Molecule: messenger RNA, 1038 nt
Organism: Saccoglossus kowalevskii
Lineage: Eukaryota; Metazoa; Hemichordata; Enteropneusta; Harrimaniidae
Product: ras-related protein Rab-13-like
Molecular function (GO): GTP binding; GTPase activity
Source: RefSeq, a predicted model, not a curated record
GUCAGCAGGCUGCUAAACAUCUUUAGUGCGUAUUUGUGUAGGUCUUGACGUUACUCUGAUGAAGUCUGGUCAUUUUGAUGGUUCUUGAAUCCGACAAGGUUAUUUUAAAUAACUACGUAUGUUGCUUGGUAGAGGAAAAUUUGUAUGAAAUGUCCAAAUAUUUAAAGCACAGACUAGCAUCAAACAGGUAUCAUCGAUAGAUUCACUGAUAGGUGGCUUAACUGUUCGUAACGCUAAGACCGGGAUACAGUAUACCGAAUGUGAUCUCUCACAUAAGUUUCACAUAGUACCGACGUACAGGAAGUACCCUCGCUCUAGAAAAUGCCUAUCAACGCCGACAACAAUGAAAUUCCAAUGUCCGACGCGGAAUCGGACGAAAUAGUCCCAGAUCAAAUUCGACUUCGUACCCACAAAGUAAUCCUGUUGGGCGAUGCUGGAGUCGGUAAAACAUGUUUAUUCAGACGUUUCAUGGGAGAAAGUUUUCCAAAGUCGACGGCCACGACACUCAUGACUCAAGCAAGUUUCCCGAGGCGUUUUCAAGAUGGUCAAGGACAGCCUGUCGAGGUUGAUAUCUGGGAUACAGCUGGUGCCGAAAGAAUGCGUUCCAUUACAGAGACGUACUACAGACAAACAUCGGCCGCUCUCAUGGUUUACGACAUCGACAAUGCAGAAACACUAGACAGCAUUGUCUCACAUUGGGCAUUCAGCAUCCAAAGCCGGGAACAGAAUGCAAAGCUUUUUCUCGUUGGUAAUAAGCUGGACUUAGUUGAUGAGGGCGAUGGUGAGGAUACUAUUUUACAAGCGGAGAAAUACACAGUUGAAUCACAGGAUGUUGAGAUUGAGCAACAUUUCCAAGUAUCUGCCAAAUCCGAUGCCGGAGUCGAAGAGAUGUUUCACAAGAUUGCAAAGUUUUUAGAUAUGAAAAACCGUGGAAAGAGGACCAAGAGUACGAUCCAACUACCUAUAAAAGAGGAAAUCUGUGAUGGCAAUCCUAAAACUUUCAGUAUCAUUGAAUGGUUAAGAAGUAAAUGCCAGUAG